Messenger RNA from Aedes aegypti (yellow fever mosquito), 1687 nucleotides. RefSeq lists its product as uncharacterized. The coding region runs from base 586 to 1065 and encodes 159 amino acids. NCBI's taxonomy places the organism in Eukaryota, Metazoa, Arthropoda, Insecta, Diptera, Culicidae. The record is from RefSeq and is a predicted model, not a curated record. Gene Ontology annotation, biological process: positive regulation of voltage-gated potassium channel activity; sleep; regulation of synaptic transmission, cholinergic. The transcript has 3 exons.
GUGAAGCAAAGCGUGGUUGGUUGAGGUCGAGGCGCGCGUAGUCGCGUAGUUUUACGUUUGUUGUUCUCAGGUUUGUUCGCGGACCAGGCCGUUUCAGUCGCGUAUCAAACGCCAGUCAGAUCGAACGUGUUUAACACAUUGGCCUCUGUCCUCACCCAAGUCGCAAAUCGCGCGCAUUAUUUCCGUUUGUUCUCUGUUCGUGGGAAAAUCUAAUAGAAAAGGUUGAAUUUACUUAUCUAGCCCCAGAGGUGGUUAAAAUUUAGUGCGUGCAGUAGUCAGCGUGUGAAAAACUAGUACAGGAAAAAUUACGAAAGUUAUCGCAGUUCAAAAAAUCCCCAAGUUCUACCGCUGUGAAUGUUUUGAAUUGCAGUUCAAAAUAAAAUAUACGAAAAUAGCGUGUUGGCGAAUGCGAGUGUGAAACGCAUAAAGAGUUGAUAGGUUCGCUUCAAUCCUCUUCAAGCGAAAGUGAAUAUCCGCAGCAGAUUGGCCAAAGCCAAAUAAGAGAUUGGAUUUCAGUGACACCGUUUGAAGAUUUGUGUGAUAUUGCUUCCCGUUGGUGAGACGUCCGCUAAGCACAGGAAUACCAUGGCCAAGUACGGAGUGUUGCUGUUUGUGUCUGCAUUUUUGCUGGCUGCGUCGUUUCAACAAGCCGAGGCCCUGAGAUGCUGGCGGUGUUCAUCGGACGCUUCGACGGCUGCCUUCUGCGAUGACCCAUUCACGCAGGACAUCAUCACCGAGCAGCAGCGCCGCUGGAGUUUCGUGGACUGCAGCUACCCGCCCGGAGCGGGAUCGUAUCCCUUCAACCAGCAGCAGUCGCAGACGCGGGCCGUGUGCAAGAAGAUGAAACAGAUCAUUAACGAUCGCGUGGUAGUUUCCCGUUCGUGCGCCUGGGAAGACGUCAAUGCUGCACCAAACAGCUGUAUCAACGCUCAAACGCCGUCCUACAUCCGAACGGAAUUCUGCGAAACUUGCACAACCGACGGAUGCAACGGUGCGUCUCAGUAUGGCCCUGCCGUUGUGAUGGUGCUCCUGAUGGCUUUGUUGGCAAAAAUGCUUGCCUGGUAAAAACGGCAAACCCUGAUGACCAUCCCUUUCAAUUUAAGCAGUUUUGAACAUAAGCUUUAAAUCUAGAUCUGAACCGAUACCAACGUUGCCUUAAAUGUAUUUCGAACGAGUUUUUAUCAAUAGGAGCUAUUUAUUGCAUUCGUAGUCCCUUGACAAGUUCAAAAGCUUCAUUAUUGGAUAUGGCAUAAGAUGUACCAUAUCGAAAAAGAUCAAACUAACCUAAUCAAAUUGUUACACACCGACCGGCUUCGAAUGCGCACACUUACAUACCAAAUACGAAUACAAACGUACAAAAUGUGAAACAUUACAUCACAUUCGAUUUCAUAAGCAGUUAAAUUAAUUGCACCUGCUUGCAGAAAAUGGGAAGAUCAGUAAAAAACCGUUAUUUGUUGAUUUAUCUAUCUAACUAGCAAAUAGUACCAACAGCCGUCAUCCAUCUUGAAUCAUAUUCUAAGUAGCACCAUUUUCGAGAUAUCUGUAAAUGAAAUCUAAUCAAAAUCUUUCCGCAGCAGUGAAUUCUCUAUCAAAAGGUGGUUAUCUAGCGUAAGAACUUUCCAUGUACAUAAUAAUUAUAAUUGAUACCGAUAAAUCAAAUAAAACGAACUUGUUUCUAAAAGACCUA